Molecule: messenger RNA, 1756 nt
Organism: Effrenium voratum
Lineage: Eukaryota; Dinophyceae; Suessiales; Symbiodiniaceae
Source: the annotation of a GenBank genome assembly
CGUCACUCGCUGUUCGUUUUACUUCAGCGCAGCUGAGCUGAUCGGGCGCCAUGGGGAAGCACUUUAUGGAUGACCUGGUGCCUGGAAGCAGCAAAACGUGGAAGGACAUGUGCAAGAAGGAGACGCCCACAGUGGGCACAGAUGGGGUACUUUUGGGGCCCUGGAGGGAGGCCAUCAUCGCGGCAGUGGCAACCGAGAAGGCCGGUCAUGGGGAGCGCUACUCGGACGGCCCAGCGGGGCAGGUGCUGGACUACAUGAUGGAGCGCGGCUUCAGCAAGUUCCACGCCUCCGCGGAGAAGACGGAGCAAGCCGCGCACGAGGGCCGCAUCGGGCCCGGCGGCGGCUACAGUGCCGGUGGCGGUGGCGGUGGCGGCAGGUCGCCGGUGUGCCCUCAUGGGCCGUCGUGCUAUCGCACCAACCCUGAUCACUUCAAGGAGUAUUCACAUCCUUGGAAAGACGAGGAGUCGAGCGGAUGGGCGUGUCCAAAGUGCACCUUGCGCAACAAGCCCUCCGCCCGGCAGUGCGAUGCCUGCGGUGCUCCCGCGCCCGGCGGCGGCGGCGGCGGCGGCGGCGGCGCCGACGCCUCCUGCCAGAUACAGAUUAGGUGCGGCCGGUGCAGCAAGAUCUGCGCCGUGGAGGUCCCGCCAGGAACGCCAGCAGGGGCCCGGGUCCAGGCGAAGUGCCCGCAGUGCGGCUGCACCAAUGAGGCGCAGAUGCCGUUCACUGCCGGUGCGGCCAAGCCGCCCACGCACGUUUCAACGGGAGGACACGCACCACGGCCGACAGGCCGCAAGAAAGCGCUGCUGAUCGGAUGCAACUACUUCGGCACCCGCGCUGAGCUGCGGGGAUGCAUCAACGACGUGCACAACCUGCACCGCCUACUUACGGAGACUUACGGAUGGUCUUCGCGGGACAUUCACACCCUCACGGACGACGGCCGUGGGGGCGGGAUGCCCACGCGGCACAACAUCGAGCAGCACUUGCGGUGGCUGGUUGAGGAUGCUCGACCAGGAGACGUGCUCUUCUUCAGCUUCUCGGGCCACGGCGCGCAGCAAGAGGAUCCGCAUGGCUUUGAGGAGGAUGGCAUGAACGAGACCAUCCUCCCCGUGGACUUUGAACACGCUGGAAUGAUGACCGACGACCAGAUCAGCGACUACAUCGUAAAGCCCCUGCCCGCGGGAGUGAGGUUGACAGGAGUGCUGGAUUGCUGUCACAGUGGCACUGGCCUCGACCUGCCCUUCACCUGGGACAUGCGGAGAGGCAUGUGGCGCGAGGAGGUGAACCCGUUCCACUCCCAGGGCGACGUCCUGAUGUUCAGUGGAUGUGAAGAUGACGACACCUCCUCCGAUGCUGCCAACAUGUACUCAGCCCCUGGUGGUGCGAUGACGACAGCCUUUUGCGACGUGCUUCGGAGGACCCGCAACCCGAUUUAUCCGCAGCUCUUGCAGAUGCUUCAUCAUUCUCUGAGUCACAAAGGUUUCAGCCAGCGGCCUGUGCUGAGCGCGACACAACGGUUCUCUCUUGACCGGCCCUUCUCCUUCGACGACAUCAAUCCGAACAUGAACCCCCAGCUGGGGCGCAUCUUCCGGCAGCGCUUCCCGCCCAGGCCGCGGCCAAUGAGCGGCCCACUGGCGGACAUGCUGGGCCCCGUGGGGAUGCUGGCAGGCGGUCUGCUCGUGGGCGCAUUGGUGGGCGCGCUCUUCGAUUAGCCAGGUCUGAUGGGACCAAGACCAGAGACCAGUGCCAAUCUCAAACA